AUUAUCUCAGAAAGGACCUCAACAGAGACAAGAAUCAAGUCAACCACCUCAGCAACAGGGAAGACCACAACAAAUGCAGAGAGGUCAACCCCAACAGCAACAGUCCCAUGUUCAACCACAAUUACAGGUUGCUCCACCACAAGGGCUAUGGGGACAACCAACCCAAUGGCAGAGAGGUCAGGUCCAAUAUCCACAGAUGGGUCAACCACAAUACCCUCCCCAGCAGCAUCCACAAAUGAGCCAGCCCCAACAUCCACAGAUGGGUCAGCCCCAACAUCCACAGAUGGGUCAGCCCCAACAUCCACAGAUGGGUCAGCCGCGACAUCCACAGAUGGGUCAGCCACGACAUCCACAGAUGGGUCAGCCCCAACACUCUCCUCAACAUCAACGGAUGGGUCAGCCACGACAUCCACAGAUGGGUCAGCCCCAACACUCUCCUCAACAUCAACAGAUGGGUCAGCCCCAAUAUCCCCCUCAACAACCGCAAGCACAAUUUCACCCUCAACAACAACCACCACAAGAUGCACCAUUUCAGCAAGGCGGUAGGGGUAGGCCCCAACAAGGGCAACCACCACAACAAAUGCAAUCACCACAACAAAUGCAGCAACAGCCCCAAAAAAGUCCUCAACACCAGCAGGAAGGGGGUAAAGGUAGGGGUAAGCCUCAUCAAGCACAGACGCAGCAAACAAGAGUGUCUCCACCGACCCAACAAAUGGCUAAACUUCAAGUCGAUGAUUUGCCACCUAUGCAGUUUAUCAAAGUCCAGCCUGGUACACUGGGUCGUAAAAUUCAUGUUGAAACCAAUCAUUUACAACUGAAUCUUGGAAAGUUGCGCAGUGCAAUUCACUAUGAUGUCAAUCUUGUGCCAGAUACUCCCAAGAAAUAUUUGAGGCUUGUUGUAGAGUUGUUCAGACAAAAACAUUUUCCCAAACGAUACCCAGCUUUCGAUGGUAGAAAAAAUUUAUAUAGCACAACAAGAUUACCAUUUGAUGACUUCAUCUCCGAUGAAAUUGUGUAUAAAGAACCAGAUGGACGAGAUCGAAAGUACAAAGUUGAAAUCAAGUUUGCCAAUGAGGUUGAUUUGACACCGUUACAAAAUUUCAGUUUGUCCAGAGAUACUCCACGAGAAGCUCUACAGGUCGUAGAUAUAGUCUUACGAAGUGCUCCAGCAAUCAACUUGAUUUCGGUGGGAAGAAGUUUUUUUUCGAAACCUACAGGAAUUCUUGAUUUAGGAGAAGGCAUGGAAAUGUAUAAUGGAUUUUAUCAGUCAGCUAUUAGAGGCUGGAAACCCUUCCUCAAUGUAGAUGUGGCACACAAGGCCUUUCCUAAAAAUAUUAGUGUAACUGACGCACUGGUGGACCUCUUUGAUUCGUGUUAUCAGCCUUUCAGAAGAGAGGAUCUGAGUAAACCUUUAGACGGCAGACAAAGAGAGACUUUUGAAAAGUACAUUAAAACUUUGCGAGUGACCUAUGAAAUUCCUGGUAAUUCAUCGUCAAAGAGAUCGUAUAGAGUGAAUGGUAUAGAUCGACCACCAAGAGAAAAAGUAUUCAAAUUGGACAAUGGUAAAGAGAUGACGAUUGAAAACUAUUUUGCAACCUUGAAAGGAUAUAGGUUGAGAUAUCCCCAUCUACCCUCGUUGUGGGUUGGAGAUAGAAAUCGUCCCACUCCAAUAUUGUUACCUUUGGAGCUCUGUGUGAUAGAACAAAACCAAGCAGUGAAUAGAAAGAUGACGGAAAACCAAACUAGUAAGAUGAUAAAAUAUGCUGCCACGAACACAGAGGUACGUAAACAGAAGAUCACAACUGCUCUACGACAAGCCAACCAUAACCAGAAUCAAACUGUCCUAGAAUUCGGAUUCUCUGUUGCAAAUGAAUUUGAAAAACUGGAAGCUAGAGUUUUGCAACCGCCCACUUUGCAGUACAAUCAAACACAAGACAAACCAUUUAAGGGAGUAUGGAGAGGAAACAAAUUUUUCGUUGGCGUUGAGAUAAAUAAAUGGACUAUUGCAUGUGCUGACAGAAGACCCCCAAGACCUGAUGAUCUCAACCGACUUGCAGAUAUGGUAAGCACUUUCCUAUCUAAAGGGUUCACAAUGACGGCCUCGCACGACCCACAAGCAUUCAAAUACAAUAUUUGUUGGCGCUUACAGCCGCCGAAAGUUGAAAUUAUUGAAGAUCUCGAAGCGAUUACUGUGGAGCAGUUGAAAUAUUUUUAUGAAAAAAAUAGAGGCAUGAAACCUGAACGGAUUGUAUUUUUCAGAGAUGGUGUUUCAGAAGGCCAAUUCGACCAAGUGAGGCAGGCUGAAAUCAGGGCGAUCAGAUCAGCCUGCAAAAAAGUUCAGGCUUCUGAUUAUGAGCCAAAAAUAACUUUUCUUGUUGUUCAGAAACGUCACCAUACUCGCCUGUUCCCAACGAAUCCUAGAGAUUCUGAAGACAAGAACUUCAACGUACCUGCAGGUACAUGUGUCGAUACGACGAUUACACAUCCUUUCUUGCAAGAUUUCUACUUGGUUUCUCAUGCCAGUAUUCAAGGAGUCGCAAAGCCUACGAAGUACUGCACACUUUGGGACGACAACGAUAUGUCUCAUGAUGAGAUUGAGGCGUUGACAUAUCACUUGUGUCAUAUGUUUACUCGUUGUAAUAGAUCAGUAAGUUAUCCUGCGCCAACAUAUUACGCCCAUUUAGCUGCUGCAAGAGCAAAGGUUUACAUCGAAAACGAUAGGAUAGAUUUGGAUAAUUUGCAAAGAGAAUUUGCGAAAUAUCCCAUUCAGGAUGUUAUUCGGAAGGGAAAACCAAUGUUUUUUGUUUAGGGUUUUGGUUUUUUAUAAGAUAUAUACUCGAAUAUGUUAAUUUUAUUUUAACUAUACAUACAUUUACGAGGGUGGUCUGAAACUUGACAAAGAUAGAAGACAUUUUUUUCAGUUUUUUUAAUUUUUCAACAUAGUUCAACUCUACAAACUUCUCCCAGCGAUUCUCCAAUCUCUGUAACCCGUCCAAAUAGUACUCAGCGUUUUUCUCUGCAUAAUAAUUAUUCACAAAGGUGAUUGUCUUUUCAUGGGACCAAAAUCUCUGUAUUCCGAACGCAAUUUUAAUAUGAGGAAACAAAAAUAAGUCGCUUGGGGCUAGAUCUGGUGAGUAAGGCGGAUGGUCAAGCAGUUCAAACCGUAAUUCAUGGAUUUUUGCCAUGGCAACCGCUGAGGUGUGAGAUGGUGCGUCAUCUUGGUGAAACAUAAUUUCUUUUUUCUAAAAAUGUGGCCGUUUUCACCGCAAGUUCUGCUUUCAGCUUGUCAAAUCAUGAUGCGUAGUAAUGGUUUUUCCUAUUUAAAGACAAUCGAUUAAUAUGUCCAUUUUAUGACAUAUAAUCAUAUCAAACUAUAUAAGUCAACAGUGGGGGAGGGAAGGUUCUCUUUCUUUCACCUCCUUUAUAUUUUUCUUCUUUUUCCCAUCCCACCACCCCAAUGUACGUACGAUCUGUCUUUUUAUCCCCCGGUUCCUAGCACACCAGACAAAGCUCGACACUCUAGUAGACGAUGCAUGUGCUGCUAUAACCCGGCAUACCACAGCAGUCCAGUCCAGUUAGUCGAAAACACGAAGUUACUUAUACUUACAGCCAAGCACAGAAAACCUCCAACCUCAGUAGCACACCAUUCCGGACACAGGCUUGCAAGCUGCAAGACAGUCUUUGUCUCCCGAAGAAGCUUUUGUUAUGUAGCAGCCAGUUACGUAACAGGAGGAGCAUUGGUCACAUGCGCCUGAAGAUAGGAAGCAACGACCAUCCAAAAUAUAGAGAGAGAGAGAACUCCAUGACUAUCCCAAAAAACAAUCGCCAUUACUAUCCCAAGAAACAAUCGCCAUGACUAUCCCAAAAAACAAUCGCCAUCACUUUUCCGGCCGAAAAAACAGUUUUUGACUUUUUUGGAGCCGGUUCUACCUUUGCAGUUCACUGUUUAGACUGUAUUUUUGUUUCGGGCGUAUAAUGGUGUAUUCAGGUUUCAUCUACAGUAGUUAAUCGGUUUUGGUCUAACGUGAGCAAACGCGGCACCCAAUGCGCGGGCAGCUUUCUCUUGCCUAAAUGUUGAUUAAAUAUGUUCGUAACUUCUGCUAUCUCUCUCACUUUAAUUCGGCUGUCGUCUAGCCCCACUUGGUGAACUUUGGCGAUGUUUUCAUCGGUAGUUCCAGUUUUUAGACGUCCCGAACGUUCAUCGUCUCCCAAGCUCUUACAGCCACUUUUAAAUUCAGCUUCCCAAAAUUUCACUGUGGUAAAUGACGGUGCAGAGCCCCCAUACACCGAAUCGAACUCGUCUUUGAUUUGUGUAGGCGUAUUGCCUUUCAAAAACACAUUUAAUGACAGCUCGGUACUCGAUUUUGUACAUUUUCAUAACACAUUAACUCACUCAAACGACUGUUACUGCUGCGCGUCCAAAAUGACUAAAACUUUGGUGAUUAACUGUCAACAGAUGAACAACAAAAUUCCCUAGCUUUUAUUUACUAGUGCUGCCAUCUUUAUGUUGAAGUUGGAAACUUUUCAGACCACCGUCGUAUACCUAACAUAACAUUUAUAGAAUAUGAUAUAUUGAUUGAGAAAAAUAAAUUACUUAUUCCAUGUA
Messenger RNA from Leptinotarsa decemlineata (Colorado potato beetle), 4606 nucleotides. Its product is annotated as protein argonaute-2. NCBI's taxonomy places the organism in Eukaryota, Metazoa, Arthropoda, Insecta, Coleoptera, Chrysomelidae. The record is from RefSeq and is a predicted model, not a curated record. Gene Ontology annotation, molecular function: protein binding; RNA binding.